AUGGGUUGUUCCAAUUAUUCCAACUAUUCCAGAGUUCAGACAUUGCACACUUCUGGAAUAGUCAGAACAAUCCAUUUUGAACUUAAAAAUGAUCUUGAAUUCAAAGUGGAAGAUGUCAGGCUCAAGACAUUUCAAAUUCAAAAUGUUUUGCACAUUCCUACUUUGGAUUUAUCAUUGUUGUAUUUCUGGAAAGAUACUUGUGCACCAGAUGCCAAAAGUCAGCCCGAUGAGAUGAAGGAGCUUGGCAUCAUUGUGUACAACUGCAGUUGCCUGGUUUUAGAUUUACAAAGGAUAUUUGCUUUGUACAGCUCCUUGAAAUCCAAGAACAAAGUUCCACCCAUUUGGUCUAAAAGACUGUAUGCAGUGUAUGGCACUAAAAAUAAACUGCCUCUUAAGUUGAAUGAAACCAAGUCAGAAGUCUUUGUCUCAAAUUCUCCAAAGCUCCUGUGUCCUAAAGACAGGACUCUGGAUACUGAUGCCAUCUAUAGUGUUGUCGAUAAUGCUGAACAGUUUAUAUAUAUAGCUGUUAUGGACUAUCUGCCUAUUAUUAAUAUAAUAAAUGAGACAAGGUACUGGCCCUUUUUGGAUGGAAAGAUCAGAGAAGCACUGAUUCUACGCAAUAUUAAAGUGCGACUCCUUAUAAGUUUCUCCAAAGAAACAAAUCCCCUCACUUUUAACUUCAUUUCAUCUCUUAAAGCAAUUUGCACUGAUGUUUCUGACUGUAGUUUAAAAGUUAAGUUCUUUGAUCUUGAAUCAGAAAGCGCAUGCUUUAUUAAGGAGCCAAAAAACUCUUCUCUUCUCAAGCUAAAUCGCAAUAAAUAUGUGGUAACUGAUAGAGCUGCUUAUAUUGGUAAUUUUGACUGGGUUGGGACCUAUUUUAAUCAGAAUGCUGGAGCUGGUCUUGUCAUCAACCAAGCAGACACAGGGAACAAAACCAGCAUAAUCAAGCAACUUAAAGCUGUGUUUGAAAGGGACUGGUAUUCGCAUUAUGCUAAAAGUUCAACUACAAAGAUCUCAAACUGUCUAAUCUACAAACACAGCAAAGCAGCAGCCAAUAAGUCGGCCAUAAGCAAUAUGAACUGAAGCCCCUUUUACUCUUCAGUAUCACAGCAAGGGAGAAAUAGAGUAGGACUGAUGCUGACCUCCCACUUUCAUAUUUAUGGACAAUAGACUUUUUUUUAAAAUAAAAAAAAAAUUUGUAGUAAAAAAGCACACUUAUAUAAAAUGUUCUUUAAACUUUAUUCUCUAUACUGUAUUAUUUACAAAUGUUAGAUUUGUUACUGCUGACAUUGAAUGUCUUUUCUGCUUUGCUGUUGGUUUGGAUAUAUCUCAUUUAUAUUUAAAAGCAUGCUGGAUUCUUUAGUUUAAAGGUUAUUCCUACCUCUUUCUACUAAUUAGCAAAAAUGUAUAUACAAAGCAAGUUUGAUUAUGGAACAAAAUUCUUAGAACAGUUGAUAGUAAGUACAGAUUUCCCUCAAUCCCAAAUUUUAAGUAUAAACAGGCCUUUUGUCGUAUACAUAGUAUAAUCCCAGUUUAAGAUACUGAUUGUGUACCUGAAUUUAUAAUAAUAUAUCCAUCCCAUAUAUAUUUAAAUGACUUAUUGUAUCUCUGCAACAAAAUUGUAAAGGGGAUAGUUCUAAUUAACCGUAACCUUUUUGCCAGUCAUGCACUAAUCCAAUGUACUUCUGUUUUCUGAAAAAAAAAUUAUGAAAAUUAUGCUUUAAUCCCUGUAAAACACAUUUUUAAAGAUUUUUUCUAGUAUGAGACAACAGUAGGUUGCAUGUAAUUUUGCUAUCUGCCAUAUUGCGAUAAAAUGCUUGUCUCUACAUAAAAUCAUUUCUGCAGGGCUAAAGUUUACAUUUAUUUUGUGAAGGAAUGGGGAUAAUCCACUAGGGGCUGAGAGGCAAUACACCCCUUCUUCCCCACACAGGCAGCACACUAGGGAGAAUGAGCAGUUUGUGCAUGCCUCCCUCCUUCUCUGCCAGCUAAUCCUCUACGCAACCUGUGAGCUUGUGCACAAGGACGAGAUGGUUCUGAAGAGCCCCAUGAAAACCCUCCUCAGGUCAGCAUUUUGGGUGCAAAUGGAUUGCGAUAUGAAGUUUUCUAAAGCUUCUAAUGAGACUGAGAGAUCUUAAAAUGAACUUAAAAGUUAAUGUGAUUUUGGCAGUAGUUAAUGGUUGAAUACCAUGUUAGCAGAAAAGGACUUAAUUUAAAAAAUUGUGAGUUCUUCUGUUAUUUAAGAUGUCCAUCCUUACUGUUUAUGCAGAAAUAAUUGUUCCCACUUUAAC
Messenger RNA from Python bivittatus (Burmese python), 2288 nucleotides. The record is from RefSeq and is a predicted model, not a curated record. NCBI's taxonomy places the organism in Eukaryota, Metazoa, Chordata, Lepidosauria, Squamata, Pythonidae.